UCACCUGGGUUCAGAGGUGCGAUCGGAGAGGAGCGCGUGAGGACAUCAUCUUGACGAUUCACUGCCGAGGACUUCUAUAAAGACCUUGACACAGCCUCCUACCUUCAGGUUCAAGUCAGUUCCAGAGAUGUCCACUACCAUGGCAACGAUGCUGGCGCUACUUGGUUUGGCACUGGUCGCUCUACUGGGAAGUGUAGAAGGCCAAACCUGCGAGUAUCCGCCAUGCCCAUCCGACUACCCGGAAACGCUCUGCUUCCCGUACUGGAGAAACUGUGACUACUACUACAACUGCACCCGGGGUGUUGUCACCAUCCAGCGAUGUCCCAACGGCAUGGACUUCGAUUUCUACUCUUACGAGUGCGUGACCCCGCCGACCUCCAGAGCCGACCUUCGCUUGACCUGCAGGGUGCUGGUCAACGGAAUCCCAUAGCAACGUCUUGUUUACAAAUCCGUCACCACUCGGGAUAUCGAACUUUUGAAAAAAUCCAGCCUUUGCCGCAUCAUUGAGUGCCUUCAUUCUUCCUCUGCUAAAGAACUAAAGUGUCUUUUAACUUUCUUCAGGAAAGAGUUUUAGAUCUUCUCAUUAGUUUCCAUGACAAAUUUAAAGUCGGGUGGAUAUGCUUGAUGAGUUACGAUUGUUUGGGAGAUUCAAAGCAAACUGUUUACCAACACGUUUCUUCUGGUCAUCAUGCAUAUUUAUGUUUCUCAGGUCUGUGGGGGGGAAUAUUGUAUGUCACAGCCAUAGAAAACCUGAUGUUGUAGAAAAGUAAGGUAUCUUUAACAUGAGUUAGUUCCGGUUUCAAAAUUUUGACCCCAUGUAUAUUUGUCAGCAUGGCAACACUACAAUUGUCGAAGACCAUUCUGUAAAGAUUGUAUAUAGAGACAGGCUGGUUAUAUUUUCUUUGUGUUCAUCUCUUUUGUCUGUCCAGGCCAGCAGACAGUAGCCUUCUUGAAUUUUUUCGUGUCUACACUUGAUCUAAUUGUUUUAAGCGACAUAAUAUUCUCUUCUCUGAUUUUUUAAUAUAUAAUUUUUGUAUACAGUGCAAGCAGACAAGAUAUUUCACAGGACAAAAUAGAAACACAAACAUGUCAUUCCGUCUUUCAAAA
This is a messenger RNA of Pomacea canaliculata, 1107 nucleotides long. RefSeq lists its product as uncharacterized. Gene Ontology annotation, cellular component: extracellular region. NCBI's taxonomy places the organism in Eukaryota, Metazoa, Mollusca, Gastropoda, Architaenioglossa, Ampullariidae. Bases 128 to 430 code for a protein of 100 amino acids. Gene Ontology annotation, molecular function: chitin binding. The transcript has 3 exons. The record is from RefSeq and is a predicted model, not a curated record.